GGGGGUUGAUAGGUACGGCGAAGUAGUUUUUGUUUUUCUUUGUCGAAAUUUGGGGGAAACUACAAUUGGGCUGUCAAAAGAUUGGCUAUUCGAAUGUUCGUUUUGAUUACUUUUUGUAGUUUUCUUCACAAGCGAGUGUAACACUUACAUACUUGUAAUGUGUUUACGAUUUAGACAAGAAAUAAAGGGAUGGCUGUUAAAUCAGGUGUUGUUUUUAUUAGUAUAAAACCGAAAUAAAGCUACUAAAUAGUUAAAAAUAGUCAAAAAUUUGCCAACAAUAUAAUAAUUUCAAUUCAAAACAAUAAACAAUAUUUAUGAGUUUCUUUGUAAUGCCUAUUUUCAUUAUCAGUCUUAUACUGUUUGAUUGUUUCUUCGGACAAUUGAGCGACCAAAAAUAAAAGUCGCAACGACAGAACAUGCUUCCUAAAACCCGUUUCAAAUAUAUUUAGAAUAUAAAAACCGGAUAUGAACUUCAAGCAUAAAAAUCGGACUGGGACAUUCCUUUGUAAGAGUCGUCUAAAAAAACUUUCAGUAAAAAACCCGGAAAGAAAAAAAUCCGAUUCUUACAAAGUAGUUUUUGUUAGCCGACUUUUAAUCUUGAACAUCAAGAUAUACGGAUGCUCCUACGAGCGAUUUAUCUAUUUUUAAACGAUUUUUAUACUGGAGGUUCAUCCUAGCCGAGUUUUACGGGUUAGAACUUUUUAAGCGAUUCUUAUGCUGAAGGAUUUCUGUCCGAUUUUUAUGCUUGAAGUUUAUUUCCGAUUUUUAUAUACUUAUAUGUUUGAAAUGGGUUUUGCGAAGCAUGUUAUAUCCUUGCGACUUUUAAUUUCGGUCGCUCAAUUGUGACUAUCAUUCUUAAUGGCAACAAAUUAUUGUAAUGCCGAAUAAAAGGUCAAACAGAAUGCCUCGCAACAUCAGGUCCUGUUUUGAAAGCCUUAACGUCGCCUCGCUCGCUAGCGACAGCAACACAUGGUUUGAUGGACUUUCCAAACCGAGCUUUGAAGAUCUGUUAGUGACGGAGCAUUCCGUUUGACCCUGAAGGCCGUAGACUAAUCGAAAUAAUAAGGACAAAAACAAUUGCAGCGUUAACCGCAAACAUAACCUUAACAUCAGUUUUGUUGUAUUGAAUAUACUUCCCAUAAACGCAUAAGAGUCCCAUGUGGAUUUUUGUCGAAAAAGAGUUAUCCGUUGGAUUGUAUUCUGUAUCACCACUGAAUCACACUGCGCAAAUAAGAUUACCGGGUUUGUUCAGAAAAUAUCAAAAAAAAUACCAAAACAUGGUUGUCCCAUCCAUUUGGCUCAAUGGAUGCCCGAAUAGAAAUGUACAGUAACAAAACCUUGAUUUUCACUGUGACAGUACAGUAUUUUUACAAUAAUUUACAGUAAGUUUUAGUGUUAUGCUACAAUACAAAAACAAUAAACUUUCACGUUUUUAUAGUAAAUUUCAAUGUAAAAUAGACUUUUACAGUGAAAAAGGGGGGUGGUUAUGUAUCUUAACAUUAAAAAAAUCAGUCUUUCUCCAUACAUUUUUUUCUCGAAAACAGUAAAAUUUGAUGUGAAUGCACUGUAUCAGUUUUUUGCUGACCAGUGAAAUUUAUUGUUGCAUGAAAUUUUAUUGUAAAUCUACUGUGAGAACUUGGCAUCGAACAAUGUUGAAACAGUAAUAACUAUAAUAUUUAUUAUUUUAUGAUUGUUUGUAGGGUAAAUGCUAUUGUAAAAUUCUAUCCGGGUGGGACAAUCUUGAACAGCGUUUUUCUCGGCUUGCUGUUUUUCAACAUGGGACUCUUAUGCUGUUAUGGGCAGUAUACCGCGCAAUGCUUUUUUAAGUUGUAAAUAUUCUAUUUAAAUUCCACAAUUAACUUAUUUUAGGCGAAAUCGAUUUGAUUCGUAGGUUUCUUGAGGAAAUUAAGGGGACCUUCUCCUGGAUACGACGGAAAAUUAAGCAAUAUUUGAGAUUUUUUUGUGAAAAAACGAAGACACGAACUUCUGCUUUUGAUUUUUUAUUCGUUAUUUAUCGAAAUAUCGAAAAUCCAAAAUGGCGAACCUUGUCGGUGCAACAUUGUCCUACUUUGUCAAGUGCAGGGCCUCUCGUAGUUAAUUGAAAUAAGAAAUGAAUAGGGGAACCCGGGGCUAUUCGGACCUUGACCUUGACAAGCAAACUGAAAAUAAUCAGAGAUGUGAACAGAAGCAUUUACACUACUAUCGUCUUCUUUGUAUAGUUUUGGACGUCUGUCAGUCGGUCCAACUAACGAAUCAAAUUCGUUUGUUGGACAUAGGCUGUGGCCAACCAACAAAUCACGACUGUACUCGUUCCCCCUUCCAUCAAACGAUAUUCUUUGCUCUCGAUUCGUGCACAUUCCACACAAAAUAAAAUACCGAAAUGUUUUCCUUAGAAAGAACUAUUGUCCAGGAAACAUGUAGAACAAAUUGCAGAAUCUAAUACAGGUGUGCUUCGAGAGACAUUGGGCAACAAUCAUCGCCCCUUCCUAGGAUUCAAAAGAAUGAAACAGAUCUACUCAAACAAAGGAAUUGAUUCCUUCUUUCAAACAUGAGCAGUUCAUUGAAUCUUCAUGAAAAUGACUCUACAUCUGCCCAGUAUACAUUUGAAGAAUUGUCUCAACUUUUGAGCAAGACUAUCCUGUUCGACAUAAAGUCUUUUGGCACAACAUCGUCUGACAUGAGACAUUAUAUGGUAGUUGGCCAUUUGACCUAACAGUCGUGUAGCAUAAGCACAGACAAGCAGACAUAACACUAUGAUUAAUUCCUUAAAAAUAUCGAUCCGCCAAACACAAUACAUGCUUCUAACCACUCGUUUACAAAUUAGUUAACCCUCAGACCCAGGAACUUUUUAUACUAGUGGUCUAUCCCGUAUACUUGCGCAUAUAUCAGUGGCGCUAUAUAUCGAUUAUAAUCGUAAAUGCUAUUACUGUCCCAACUAAAUAUAUAUGCAAAAUGACCGCUAACAUUAGCGAAGAAUUGUUGUCGAGUAUUAUAUCUGUUAGUCUGUGGUAUAAGUACCAUUUGGCAUAAGGCAUGAAAAUAUUUUCGAAUGUAUUUCGGGUAGAUCGUACAUUUGCGUACGAAAAAUUUCCAAUGCAAAAGAAAGAUAAAUCUUGGCAAACGUAUGAUUUCGGCGUUAAAGCCAACUGUCAAAAUUCACUUUUAGCGGAAAUUCUGGACGAACCGUUACUCUCCAACCACAGAUGUUGGUAGUAAACAAAAGAUAAAUGUUUUCUUUUUCAUUUAAUGCUGUAAACUGUGCUGUCAUAUGUUUGUCGAGAAAUGCGAGAAAUGCUCUGAACCGUUUCUGAAAAUGAGCAUUCAUUUCGAUUUUAAUAUAGAUUCAAGGAAAGUAUGUUUGAAUAAACCGGUCAGACGAAAAUAUGACAAAUUUGCGUGCAAGAGUUAUUUGGCAUACAAAAACUGCUCAUGAUUGAAAUAAGGAACCAAUCCCUAUGAUCGAGUAAACCGGUUAUACGAGUGGAUCAGAUCAGAUUUGCUUGCGAGAGGCAGCCACAUUCGGCGGCAUGGCCUCAGUAGCUCCACACCGCAUCAGUUCCUUGAACAUUAAUUUUUCUGGGAAAUGGGGCAUUCUGGGGUAUGAUUUUUUGGGGAAUGGAGCAUUCUGGAUAAUGGCUUUCUAGGAAAUGAUACAUUCUGGGCAAUGUCUUUCUAGGGAACGGUACAUACUGAGGGAUGGAAUUCUGGAGAUUGGCUUUCUGGGGAUUGGCUUUCUGGGAAAUGGCUUUCUGGGGAAUGGUUUACAACCAAAAACACAAAAAAUUAGAUUCGGCUGUCAAAAUUAAUGUUUUAGAAUAGCGGUUCCACGAAUAUGUACGACAGUCAGAAAAUCUUACGAUUUUUUGAGAAAUCGAGGAGGUCCGAAUUACCCCCACUGUCUUAAUAGCAUCGGGUUCCCCUAUAAUUUAGUAAAAUAGAUAAAAGUUCCUAUGACUUUUACCUAAUUUCAAAAAAAUUUGAUGAAGAAAAACUAGUUUAAUAGACCCUAAAAAACAGAAAUUUCUCUCUUUUUUACUGUGAUCUCGUUCAAAAAUUAUAAAUAAUUAAUUUUCAUGCCUAUGUUUGGCAUAAGCCAGAUAAAGUAUGUACAGUCUUGAUUCGCUGGACACUUUAACUGGACCGCUUUUUAGUUGGACCUCCGCUAGUUUGACCAUUGUCCAACUAAAAUCAUCUGAAUGUCACAAUCUUAUGUCAAAUUUACUUUGACAAUCAAUCUGACAAUUAUUAGAGAUGUGAAUAGAUGCAAUUACACUACUAACGUCUCCUUUGGAGAGUUUUUGACAUCUGUCAGUCGGUCCAACUAACGAAUCAAAUUUAACCAGCGAAUCGCGACUGUACUUCCAUACAUUUUUUAAAUAUUGUGGUUAUCACUGGCAAUUAGCAAAAAUAGCGAAAAAACAAGAUAGCGACAAGAUCACGACAAGAUUGCGAAACCGCUAUUUUUAAGAUUUAACCUCUUCAAUUCCGCAAUGCUACGAAAAUAUUAUUUGAAUUGAUUUUUAUAUGAAGUGGUCGAGCGACUAUUGUUCUUGAACCAAGGAAAAACUUAGGGGGAUGCAAACGAAUCGAGUUAGGAAUCAAAAAGGUACACUAAACAAUACAUAAAAUGGGUACCAAAAAAUUGUAACAAAUAAUUUCCAAUUUUCGCUCAACAGGUAGUGAAGGGGUGAAUAAAUCCAUGAACUGUCAAUUCAUGACUGUUCGAUUCCCGACCAGUAGGGCCUAUAUAUUGCUAGAUGUUCGUUCUGAACUGGGCGGAUGGGGCUAACAGGGUAUAUUUUCAAUUCUUUCGCUAUUUUGAAUUGAUUCCGUCGCAUGCUAUUGUGCUUUUCACCGAAGAUUCAGUAAUAAAUAUACUGAUCAACCAGCAACUCGUCAAACGUUAGUGGAUCACUUGUUAAAACACACCGAGCCGUAUUGUAAACUAUGUAGACCGCCAUUUUCGUUUACAACAUCAAACUUUUGGGUUGGUCAGCUCCGCUAUCAAUAAAUUUGUAGAAGGAUUCUCCACAAAUUUUAUUAAUUUUUGAUGAGGAAACUGUGAUGGAAAUGAAUAACAGGUAUGGCUAGUGGAAAAAAAACAUUACAUUAUUAUUUGUUGCUUAAUUGUGUAUUCUAGGCAUCCUAGAAGCGAGAACUCGGAAGCUCCCACGAUGAAUUACGAAAUUUUUCGUUUUUCCAGUUUUGAGAGUGAAUUCACAAUUUUCAUGACUCAUCCAACCACCAAUUAAGAGCAUUUUUACAAAAAAAUGCAGUUUUUUGCAAGACUGGACUUUUUUCACCUCAGAUCCAAUUUCCAAUUUUAUCUUUUUUAUCGCCCUCCAAUUUCUAAGAAAAGGUCAAAUUCAUUGAUUUAUGCUUGUCAUUGAGGCUUUUACCAAUCGCAGUUGUAGUACUUGACGAUUAAUUCAGUUAUUCCUAAACGUCACAAAGUACAGACACAACAGUAUUUUGAAAACUGAAUCCUCGUUACAUUUUACCGACAAGUACAGCAAAAAUUGACAGCUCAAACAAACGUUUGUUUAACUGAACGUUCGUCAAAUAAUAAAAUUACCGAACUAAUUGCGGAGUGUUCAGCUGUGUAAAAGUCGGUAAAAAAUGCGGGGUUCGGUGAAGAAAAGCUAAGUUUGUGGUUUCCAAAAAAACGCCAUUUUGAAGCCGCCAUUUUGAAUUUUCGAAAAAAAAAAUCAUUUCCUAAUUAUCGAUAAAUAAAUAGAAGAUCGAAAGCAGAAGUUCGUAUGUUUUUUCAUUUUUCCAAAUCUCAAAUAUUGCUUUGAUUUUCCAUCUAAUCCAGGAGCAGGUCCCCUUAAACGGCAAAUGACAGUAACCAGCAAUUUAAACUGUUAUCUUCUGUUUUUGGAUACAGAAAGAAUCACAAAUGACUAAUUAUUUAUUCAAAAAAAUUUGAAAAAAAACUUGUAAAUAGAGAAUUCAUUAAACAUGCUAAAGCGAUGUUAUAAAUCAAACCAAUAAAUCAAACAUUGAACAUAGCUAAACACUAAAAAUAAUAAUUGCAUUAAUACUCUUUAAAAGCAUCAAAUUAAAUGUGAUAAAUAUUAAAAGAUUUAAAAGACUAACAGUAACAGAUAGGCGUAAUCACAAAUAUUUGAAAGAAACUAGGUUAAUGCACUUAUGAUGACUUGUGGACUUCCCAAGCUCCGCCUCACCACCCGAACGAAAUGUCCGCAACCACAGAAACUUUGGAGAAACUGGGAUUACCACUGAAAACAGCACCGUGGGAUCCGCGGUUUCCCAACUCGAACCAGACUAAAUACUGCUAUCAAAGCUAUCUGGACUUCCAUCGCUGCGAGCGGAUCAAGGGCGAAGGCCACAGCGUGUGCCAGUACUUCAAGGAUGUGUUCCAAGAUAUGUGCCCGAACGAGUGGGUCGAGAAAUGGGACGGUCAACGUGCGGCGGGCACAUUCCCGGGAAAGAUUUAAAUGUGGCUUGAGCUCGGAAAAUAAGAAGGCAUUUGAAAAUAUAGAACUCCGUUAAAAUUAA
Molecule: messenger RNA, 6522 nt
Organism: Topomyia yanbarensis
Lineage: Eukaryota; Metazoa; Arthropoda; Insecta; Diptera; Culicidae
Gene: COX6B
Product: cytochrome c oxidase subunit 6B1
Exons: 2
Coding region: 6201-6461 (86 amino acids)
Cellular component (GO): respiratory chain complex IV; mitochondrion
Source: RefSeq, a predicted model, not a curated record